UCUUAUUCACGACAAUUGAUUUGACAUUUCCGGUUCUUCUUACCCAAGAAUCCAAAUUGAAACAGAAACCCAGUCGUUAUCUCUCUCUCUGUCUCUUAAUCCUCACAGUGUCUGUCCCAAGAUUGAAUUUUUCACGAAAGCCCCAACCAGAGAACCGAACAUCUUCUUGCUUCUCUCUGGGUCUGUUUGGUUGCCGAGAAAACAACGGAAAAACGAAGCAUACAUGCUCUCCAAACAGUAGACCAUAGAUUCCACAGAUUCUCACCAAACCCACAUGCCGAUUUUCAGUUCCCGCGUUCCUGUCGCCUCGAUCUCUGUUCUUCUUCUCCUAGGUAUUUUGGUGAACCCUACGAUCUCUGAUUCGAGAGGGACGACGGUGGGUCUGAUAUGCAGCAACAGGACGUCGGCGGCGGAGGACAGGAAUGUCUACAUCGACAACUUCUUGGCGGCCAUGGACGCCGUCUCGCCGCCCGUCGCCACCGACGGGUACGCGCGCGUCAACAGGGGAGGUGGGAACAACACCGUUUACGCGUACGGAGAGUGCUUGAAGGAUUUGGACAAGAAAGACUGUGACUUGUGUUUCGCCCAGAUCAAGACACAAGUCCCUCGUUGCUUGCCCUUCCAGCGCGCCACUCGCGGCGCGCGUGUCUUCUCCGACGGCUGCUAUAUCAGGUACGACGACUACCCGUUCUACAACGAAACCGUAAGCCCAGAAGACAGGACGGUUUGCGCGAACAACACCGUAACCGGUUUGAACCAGACGGUGUUCGGUGAAAACGCGGCGGAGCUGGUGAGGAACAUGAGCGUUCAGGCGGUGAACGGCGGCUUUUACGCCGGAUUUGUGGAUAGGCAGAACGUGACGGUUCACGGGUUGGCUCAGUGCUGGGAGCCACUCAACCGCAGCGGUUGCCAACAUUGUUUGGGUAAAGCCGCAAACGCAAUCGCUUCUUGUUUUGUUAGAGAAGAAGGUCGGUCUCUGAACGCUGGCUGUUACAUGAGAUUCUCCACUCAGAAGUUCUACAACAACUCUGGAGAUUCCUCUUCCGGUGGAAACAACGGGCGCAACCACCUGGCCGUGGCUUUGGCGGUGACAUCUUCAGUGGUGGCUUUUGUUCUGGUGGCCUCAGCUGUUACUUUCUUUCUGAAAAAGAAACUUGCCCGAAAAAGAAGAGAGAAGAAGCAACUGGGGUCAUUGUUCAGGAUGGCCAACAAUUCCAGUCUCUGUUUCUCCUACGAGACACUCGAGAAGGCCACCAAUUACUUCAGCCACUCCAAUAAGCUCGGACAAGGAGGCUCUGGCUCUGUCUAUAAAGGGAUUCUUCCCGAUGGAAAGACAGUGGCAGUGAAGAGGCUGUUCUUCAACACAAGACAGUGGGUGGAUCAUUUCUUCAACGAAGUCAAUUUGAUAAGCCGAAUCCAACACAAGAACCUUGUGAAGCUUUUGGGUUGCAGCUUAACCGGACCCGAGAGCCUUCUUGUCUACGAAUAUGUUGGGAAUCAAAGCCUUUACGAUUAUCUUUUCGUAAGGAAAGACGUCGAGCCAUUGAGUUGGGAGAAGAGGAUCAAAAUUAUUCUCGAAAUAGCAGAGGGACUGGCUUAUCUUCACGAGGAGUCGAAUUUGAGAAUCAUACACAGAGAUAUUAAGCUUAGCAAUGUCCUUCUUGAUUACGAUUUCACUCCCAAGAUUGCGGAUUUUGGAUUGGCCAGGUUGUUCCCUGAGGAUCAAAGUCACAUAAGCACUGCCGUCGCCGGUACACUAGGAUACAUGGCUCCGGAAUACAUUGUAAGGGGAAAGCUGACGGAGAAAGCAGACGUUUACAGUUUUGGAGUUCUGAUGAUCGAAGUGAUAUCCGGAAGGCGAAACAAUGCGUUUUCCCAAAACUCGAGCUCGAUCCUACAAAUGGUGUGGAGUCUGUACGGGACAAGAACACUGAGAGAGGCAGUGGAUCCAAUCAUGGGAGACAACUUCGACGUGGAAGAAGCGAAGAGGGUAAUGAAGAUCGGUCUGCUGUGUGUUCAAGCAGCGUUUGAUCAGAGACCGGCCAUGUCGUCAGUGGUGAAGAUGAUGACCGGACGUGAAGAGAUUCCAGAGCCGACACAGCCGCCAUUUCUGAACACGGCAAGUGCAGAGAGCAGCAGGGUUUUCUCUCCGACAAGUUACUUGCCGCAUAAAGAUCAGUCUCAGUCUUCCGCAUCUCGGAAUAGCAUCACUGAGAGCUUCAUGGAUCCCAGAUGAGAAUGUGAUUAGGACAUUGAUCGCUUUUUCUUUUAUGUACAUUUGUUAAUGAUCCGCGAGUUUCUUACAACAAAAAAAAAAGUUUUUUUUUCCACAGCAGAAACUUUAUUUCGUCGCCAUAAAAACUUUAUCAAAUCGAGUUCUAAAGUGGGUUAGUUUUUUUUUUCCCGUAAACAAAUAAAGUCGGCAAGAAUUUUCAGCGUUAAAAAGAUAACGCUGCAACCA
Molecule: messenger RNA, 2461 nt
Organism: Tarenaya hassleriana
Lineage: Eukaryota; Viridiplantae; Streptophyta; Magnoliopsida; Brassicales; Cleomaceae
Product: cysteine-rich receptor-like protein kinase 3
Exons: 8
Coding region: 275-2236 (653 amino acids)
Biological process (GO): protein phosphorylation
Molecular function (GO): protein kinase activity; ATP binding
Source: RefSeq, a predicted model, not a curated record